This is a messenger RNA of Aspergillus clavatus NRRL 1, 1023 nucleotides long. RefSeq lists its product as uncharacterized. The record is from RefSeq and is a predicted model, not a curated record. Lineage: Eukaryota; Fungi; Ascomycota; Eurotiomycetes; Eurotiales; Aspergillaceae. The coding region runs from base 1 to 1023 and encodes 340 amino acids. The transcript has a single exon.
AUGGAAGCGUCAUCUCGUUUCUCCCCAGAGGGAACCAUUCUUCCGCCCCGCGCUUCAGGAUCGGUCGAAUCAGUCAAUUUGGGAAACCCCGGAUAUGCGACAGAGGCCACUGGCAAACCACAGCGCUCCGACAACGUCAUGAUCACCUUAUCGCUCACUCCCGAUCCUCCGGUCUCUCCCCCGAGUCGCCCGUCCUUUCCCCGCUCUCAUUAUCGAUCACGAUCUUUGGCGGAGGUUUCGGGUAUUCCUCCCAUGACGCGCGCUCACUCCUCGCCGGGGCUGGGCUCCAGAGGGCGAUACAUUUUCGUCAACGGUCGCGAAGCGCCGCUGAAUCUGAACGAGAAUGCCUCCCGACGAUAUCUCCCCUUGCAGGCUUCAGCGGCGGACUCCCUGGAGUCCAGAAUGGUGCCGCUGAACAUCAAAGAAACCAUCUCCGAGCACGUGGAGCUUGAUACUUCCAUGAGAUCCUCGCCGUCAGCCCACGGAGAUUUUUACACUACAUCCCCUGUGCUGUCUCACACUCUUCCCCGUGUCAACCGCCGUCGACCUUCGUCCCCUCUCCAUUUUCCCGGUGCGAUGUUGACAAGCCAACCUGUCAGCAGUCCCACCUCGAUGUAUUCUCCGUCAAUGGUUUUCGGUUCGCGGUACAACGAAACCUUCCCUGGGUAUUCUUCAUCUGUCUCGUCAGUACCGUCGACACCAACCAGCCUUCGAUCGCGCAGUCCCAGCAUAUCCUCCCUUGAAACCAUCCCCGAUAUACCUGAUGCCGAAGCUGCAGCAAUCGAAGCUGAUCGGAUUGCAGCUUUGAAAGCUGCUGCAGACAGGGCAGACGAAGCGGAAGCGGCAGCCAACGGAAACAGGCGCCGUGGUGUGUCGGACGCUGCGAAUCCUGUGGGCUCUUUCGCGACAAUGCGCGGCGGUUCCGGAACCUAUGGCGCAAGAGGCGAUAAAAGGAAGCGCUGGAGUGUCUGUGGAGCCGAACGUCGACAGGACCUUGAUCUGGAAACGAUCUGGGAGGAUUGA